Molecule: messenger RNA, 10999 nt
Organism: Xyrichtys novacula (pearly razorfish)
Lineage: Eukaryota; Metazoa; Chordata; Actinopteri; Labriformes; Labridae
Source: the annotation of a GenBank genome assembly
AUUGUUUGAAUGAGGUUUGGUGAGCAGCUUCACUAAACCUGCUCGACAAGCUGUGACGCAGUCGGCCCAACAGCAAACUGAACUCCCCUUUAACAGCCAUAACUGAAGCUACCGGGCUCAUUCCCUUUAAGUGAUAGUCGACCCUGCUGCUCGGCUUUUCUGAAGUUAUGUUUCCAGAGCGAGCGACACGGAGGCUGUAAGGCAAGUGUCCCACUAAAUAUGGGUGGAUUGGGAUGGUAAAAACAUGGCAUUAUCAGCUUAUUAAGCAGCUGUCUCGGACGUAUUGAUUCCUGUCUACGGUGAGGAAGCUGUUUGUGUGGUUAGCUUAGCUUCAUUAGCAACCUGAUUUACAGUUGGCCUCGUAACGGAUAAAUCUCAGGUUCGCUUUCAGGACAAAAAGUAGCGUACCUUUAUUAUUCUUGCUGCCAUUGAAAACCGAGUUAUGGUUAUUUUAAAGGAAUUAUAAUGUUGUUUUCUGGCAUACUUACCACUUAACGGUAACAUAUGGUCGGUUUGUCACCGUUUAGCCUCUGGCAGUAACUGGCAUAACGGCUAACAAGCUGUUUGGUUAAAGUUAAAGGUAUUUACUCAGCUAAUGGAAGCGGGCUGCGCUGUAUUAUAACUUACUGAAGUCUUUGGUAAAGUUGUGAGGAAAUUUCAAGUAUUAAUAGCUGUCAGAGAUUUCAUGUGUUGGGGUUAUUGUCCUGUUGACAUUCAGGUGUAGCAUGUUGUUGGUGUUGGAGAGAAGAAACACCUUAUUGAUUCUGUUAAUGCUUAUCGCAACAGCUCACAAUGAGCACAAUGGAAAUUAAGACAUGAAUAAAAAUGCAUGACAUGAUCAUGAAUCUUGCAAAUGUUAAAAAUAGCAAAUAGCAUUACUUAUGGACUGAUUGAAUGUUGCUCAGAAUAUUAUUUCAAGCUGCUUAAGUACACACAGUGGUAUAUUGAUAUACAGGGAAAUGUGAGUGAAAAGUACAAUGAAAAUGAAAUACAAUUGUGUGAUUUUGAAUAUACAGUACUAUGAUUAUAAGAUAGGAGAGAUAUAGUAACAUCAUAAUCUAUAACAUGCUCUUAUCUCAACUCAACUUUAUUUGUAAAGCCCUUUAAAACAACCAUAGCUGAACAAAGUGCUUUACAUAAAUACACAAAACAAUGCAAACAUAAAAAACAAUUAAAACAAUGGAUAAAAUAAAAGUAGAUAUUAAAAAGCAAAAUCUAUUUAACCAUAAAACACGAAAACAGGAGCCGAGUCUCAUGCACUCAUGUUGAAAGCCAAUGAACAAAAAUGGGUUUUAAGACGAGUUUUAAAAAUGGACAGUGUGGGGGCUUGUCUUAUUUGGAGGGGUACCUCAUUCCAUAAUUAUGUUAGUAAGAGUGAUGUUUACCUGGUGGUUUAAUGUUGAUGAUUUUAGGGGAGUACAGAAUAAUGAUAGUGUUAAAAAGUCUGGGUUUAGCUGAGAAAAGUUCGCUUGACUUUAAUAAUCCUAGAUCACUCAAAACAUGUCCAGAUCGGCUCCAAUCCAAUAGUUGAGAUCAGAAAAUCCCUAAAUGCCAUUGCACCCAGGUAGAGAAGAUACACACCUAUCCAUUGGUCAUAGGUGUUUGUCUCAAAAUCUGUAAAAAUGUCAUUCUUAUGCAAGUCUAACUGAAAAGGUAAGUAAAUAUAUUCAAUAUGAAAGAUAUGCAACAUAUUUUCUGUUCUAGUUGUUUUACGUAAACUGAAGAUUUUUAAGCUUUUGGAUUCUUUGUCUGACAUAUCUCAGAACUUCAUUGAGCAUUUUUACUCAUUUGGUCCAUAGAGUAUAAAGAAUGAAAUCAGUGAACUGGCGAUUAACUUAAGAAAUGAUGUAAAUAACAUUUACCACAGCCCUGAAUUAGUUUUGUUGACAGACUCCUUCAACUUUGCGUGUAUAUCAAAGCUCUUUUUUUUGGCACCUGGGCCUUCCCUGUCUUAAAGGGCUUUAUUUCCUCAGGUUAUCUCAAGUGUAAUGACUCCAUGUGGGUCAACUCAACUCAAAUAUCAACUAAAUAUUUUUCCUUCCAGCCAAGUUAAGUCGUGGGGUCUCUCAUUUUUUAAGGAGCCUACUGAAUCACAAGGCUGAGCAGGAAUGUAGCUUUAGGCCAGUUUUAUGCCGCUUUAUAAUGAAGCUCUUGUUUUCCGCUGUGUGUGUUUUCUGCUGAGAAAGCUCAGUGCAGGGUGUUAUUUCCUUUCCUGCUGCCUUCUGACACAGAAAGGAAGCAGAAACCGUCCACAGCUGCUGUCUUUGUAAAAAUCCCUGUUUGACCUUGAAGACAAGGAGUGGAACUGUAAUUUUUUGAGAAGUUUAACAUUCCUGGUGAUGAUUUUAUCGCUGUCUUCUCUGUAGAGAUCAAACUCUUCUGGUUUCUCUUUGCUUCAGUGGUCUGCUUGUGCCAUUUCUGGGAUAUGAGGCCUUGCUGAGCCGAUUUGAAAAUUCUCCAGGGAUUUUAGCAAUAUUUAAUAUCCAAAAAUACAAUGCAGCGUGUAUUUCACAGCCUCUUUCACACAUUUAUUGCGUCAGAUCAAAGCUUUGUUUCCUCUCAGGCAUCGGGACUUUUCAACACUUAGCCUGAGGUCUAAGUAAAAAUAAAUAAACUCAAAUUCUUAUGCACACAAUGUGAAGUGCCGCAAAAGUUGACUCUUGCUUUUGUUUGCCCUGGGUUUUGGCUGUCAGACUACAUCGAGUCUUGACUAUCUCAUGAGUUGAGGUUGUGAGCAGCACGAGUCACACUGAGGGCAAAGCUUAGGGCUGAAAAAGUACAUUAAUGCGAGAACACUGAAGCUUUUUUUCCUCGAUAUUAUCAUAAAAGACCUUUAAACGUAAAAAUUCAAGAUAUUCCAGUAAGGAAAUUUUUCUUUUAAGCGCUAAUGAACAAGAAAAGUUUUGUUUCUUAUCAAGGAAUUGAAAGCCAAGUCUAAGUAGAGGGUCAAAGUUCAUUCUUAAUGUUGUUUCCACCAUAACACUUAUUUCUCAGCUGCUCAAGAGCAUGUGGUGUGAUUCUUACAUAAGCAGGCUUACAAUGUUAAUAAUACGGUUGUUCACUGAGCUUUUCAUAUGAGUCAUGAUCAUUUUGCGCCCCCAUACUCUUUUCUUUUUGGUCUAAAAAUAUUGUAAAAUUCAAGAACAAUCAUCACAAGUCCCUAAAGGCCAGGCUGUUAUCGCUUUUUUUUUGGUACCCAACUUUCUGAAAACUGAACAGUGUUUAGUUCACAGUAAUAAUACAGUCGUUCCUAACAUCUGAUCGGCCAACACCAGACAAUUCUUGCCCAAAAAGUGUCCUAUAUGUCGAGCAAACCAUCAGUAUCAGUAACUUUUUAGAUCCAGCUUUGGUCUGUGGCCCGGCUGUGUGGUGGAUGGAGUUUCUGUUGUUGUGAAAAAGAAGGGAAACACCGAUUUUACUGUAAGAGAAUAAAGUGGAGUUGUUUAUCUUCCUCUUUUCUGCAGCUCUGAUCACUAUCAUUCUUGCUCGUCUUUUUGAAAGAUAGAACUGGCAUAUGUGGUUAUGUUCACCCCCGAAAAGAGGAAGUUGAAGCAGAACAAGCCACAAUAUAAAUCUGGUGUGUGUUAUUGUGAGGUGGUUACCACAGUGAGGAGAACAGCUCCUUCCUUUGCAACUAAAAGGGCAAAACAUUAUUUAUACUGAACUCAGAAAUAGGGCAGCAGAUAUAUAAGGAAACUGUGAAGAGUGAGAGGGGGGAGACAUGGGGCAAAAGUCUGUGGGUUGAGCUUUCUGCUUAGAAAAGGACUGCAGCCGCAGUACCUGAGCGAAAGUAAAGUAAAGCUACAGCCUUUUGAACUUGUUUUAUCAAAUUGUGCUCGUAAGCUCUCACCAGUACAGCAGAGUGCAGCUACAAAUGAAAUGUUGAUUUGAAGACUUAUAUUCAAACUUGAUAGAUUAAAAAAAGGUUUUGCAUUAUAACUGAUUAUACGCAAAGGUACAGUACAAGGAGAAACGUGCAUCUCUUAGUACAGCAUCCUCAAUUUACAGCUUCUUCCUGGGGCUCGGUGUUCAUGUUGAUUGCAUGAAAAAAACAAAACAAAACAGCAUUACAAGAACCAACUCUACUGACAGAAAGCAUGUUUGAGAAAUGUAUUUGGCGUAUGUUUUGGGUUUAGAGUUUUACCCAUGUCCCAUCUGUUAACAUGGAGGAGAUGGGCUUUAUAACCUGUCCUGCAUUCAGUCAGUUGGUUUUAGGAAGCCAUCAUACGAAGAUGUUAAAAAACCCUGUUAUUUUUGUGGGUCAGUCUCUUCAGCAUUUCCUGAUUAUAACCUGCAGUUUUGUUCUCUUUUUAGGUAAACUAACAAACACACAAGGCCAGUAGAGUCACCCUCGAUUAUGCCUCUGUCCGCCUGUUGACCCUCAAGCCUCCCGACACUCUGCUGUCAGAGGGAAGGAGCUGGAAACAAGCCAGCCAGCUAGCCAGCGAGCAUGCAGCAGUUGCCCAGUGUUUCCAGGAGGCGGCGUUGCUGAGAGGUGAGCGGUUGGAGCUGAAAGUGUCGCUGCCGAGCCAACCAUGGAUGACUUCACCACCAGGACGUACGGCACCAGCGGCCUGGACAACAGACCUCUGUUCGGGGAGACCUCGGCACGGGUAGGAGCCUGGAGGAAGCGUGCUCUGUGCUAGGAGACAAAUUAACAUAAUGCACUUUGUGUUUUGCUUUUAUCCAGUGUAAAUGUCACUGUUACACUGCACAAAUGAGAAAAAAAGUUUGAUUUAAGGUUAGAGGAUGAAAUCUGCUACAAUUUGGAGGAGAUCACAUGUACAAUGAUGGAUGUUUCUGUGAUAUGUAAUUCCAUAAAUGUAGCCUUGUUGUGUUUUAAGAACAGCCCACCUUCAUGUUUGUGUCAUUCUUUACUUGUACAAGCUAAUGCUAACGUAAGUUUUAUUUUAUGUAUCUCAGGGUUGAGUCAUUGUCUAUGCUCAUUGUUGUCUACAAGUCCCACAAAAAUACCAUUAAUCUACUUUUCCUUCUUUGCAUUUCAUACCAUUCUCGGAACAACAAAUGAGCUCCAAAACAUAGAGGAAUGAAUUAAAAUUGAAUUAAGAGUCAACAGUAACGUAAUAUACAGUAUAUUCAAGUAUUAGUAAGCGACACAAACUGUUGUUUUUAACUAAUCACGCGUGUUCAACUGUCUUCCCUGCAGGAUCGAAUCAUCAACCUGGCAGUGGGGGGAUUUACGACUGCGGUUGUUUUAGUGAGUACAAAUCUGCAGCAGUACAUCACAACAUACACAUAAUACUAUAUAAAUGAGGAAGGCAUCUCCGCCCCUGUCACACCUCAGCUGCUUGUAUUGGGUAGGUGGUGUUCAACCUUUGAUUGUCCCUCAGAGGUAGUACUAAAGGCAGAAAGGCGAGCAUGAGGAGGCGAUGUGUAACAUCUGAGUCAGCAGGGCAGAACAGCACUGUGUGUGUGUGUGUGUGUGUGUGUGUGUGUGUGUGUGUGUGUGUGUGUGUGUGUGUGUGUGUGUGUGUGUGUGUGUGUGUGUGUGUGUGUGUGUGUGUGUGCAUGUCUGAGUGAGUGUGUGUGUAGAGCUCUUGCUGCUUGUAAACAAGCCUUUGAGUGAUGUGUAACACCUGGGACAGCCAUAUUACACCUUUAUUGUCAUAUAGUUUAUGACGAUCAUUACAGGGUUGUGACCAAUCAGGAUCAAGCACUUAGUACAGCCAGGUAACAAGUAAGAAAGCAGGAUACUAAAUGUAAGUGAUCUCAUUUCUAAUCAAGGAGUUUCAAAGCAUGACAGAUGGCCUGAUUAUUGCACUGCAGCAUCAUAUUGUUACUACCUGUUUUAUGGUAAAAGUCACUGCUGCACAAAAAUAGACGUGAGUUACAGAAAUAUUCCCCUGAGUCUUCCUAAAUCAGUGAAAUCAGGAACAACGAACAAAGCUGCUCUUACUCACAUCUGAAUGACAAUGAAAAUAGAGUGCCAACGACAGAGGAAGUACUCAGAUCUGUUACAGGAGAAAAAAAAAAAAAACACAUCCUGGAAAGUCCUGGAUAAAAGGCUUGACCUGAUACAAAACAUCAUAAUUUUAUUAAUCUAUUUUUAAAUCUCUGAAUCUGCUUAUCUAUCUAAGGUAUUGGGUCAGAGAAUCUCAACUUCAGGGAGUGAUUGCAGAUGAAACAAAGACUCAUCUGUUCUUACCUCUACUUCUCUAAACUGAAAGUGUUUCCAACUCUUUUCUGUUUCCUGUUUUUGUGCUUUAAUUCAUUCACUUAACCAAACACAAGUUCCUUUUUAACAGUGUUAAACAAAUUAGGUUUUAAGGAGCUAUUCUUUGUCGUCUUUUAGUCCAGAUCACUUUGACAGAGAACAUUUGAAAUCCAUCUGUUCAUCCAUGUGCAAAGCUCAUGUGUCUUACAGGAUGUUUUAAACCUGUAAAAGGAUUUUUUUUAAACAUCAAAUGCAUUAAAGACUUGGUUGUCUCUAAUGAUCACUCCUGUUUUUUGUCUUCCAGGUGACUGUUAUCAGUUCAUUUGUUUUCCCUGCGUUGCCUCCUCGACCGCUUAAUGUCUUCUUUGCCAUCUGCAUCCUGUUGGCCUGUGGAUCCACUUUAGUGCUGGUAAUAGUUUUUCUCUUUACUAGAGGGAUUUUCUUUUUAAAGGCUUGAUCCGUUCAGCUGAAGACAUGACACUCAAUGUCAUUUUGAGAGAAGCAGAGCUUUGCUGCAACAACAGUUACUUCUUCAAUAUCGUUUCUGCUGUGUCAUGCUUCACUCAAAUUUCACAAAAUUCACUUUUUGUGUUUAUAUUUCAAUACCACUUUUAAAACGACGCCUUCUGCAUUAAUUUCCAUAGUUGAAACUGUUAAAAAAUAUUGAAUAUGAAGAAAAAGAUAGAGUCAAGUGCAUGUUUUCAACCUAAAGCUGCUGAUAGCAAAAGAGACCAAACAGUAGUAGUCCAGUUACAUUGAGAUGAAGUAAAAGGAACGAGUUCAGCUAAUUAAAGUAAAGCAGUGAAACAGAAAAUAACUCCUUAGUCACCAAUGUUACAAAUGUUGGUUGCUGUUCGGCUUUCAGAACCAGGUCUCUUUAAAGUGCAGUAAUGAAAAUAAGAUAUUGAUUUUAUAUUUGAUUUUUUUCUUUCUUAGAUCUUCUGGUAUCGGCAGGGCGACCUGGAGCCCAAAUUCAGGAACCUGAUCUACUUCAUGCUGGCGUCCAUCGUGCUGCUGUGUCUAUGUGCCAACCUGUACUUCCACAACGUCAGGUAGAGACGGCGACAAGCAGGAGGAGGAAGAAGGGAAGACAUGGCCUUGACAGACAGAUGGGAGGACUUGCACGGACGGACAGGAGCGAAGGAAACUUGUCACAUUUUUAAUGUGAAGGAGCAAAAUGAGGCAAACUGAAGGUCCUCAGACCAAAACCAGUCAAACUUGAUGAUUCCAGUGGAAGGAAAACUGUCCGAGCUGUUGGUGCUGAGGUGUGACAGCGGAGAAAUCAUGAUAGACUAUGAGGUGAAGGGUGAACUCUUUAAGGAAGCAGGUGUGUUUACAAGCACUUAAACAUUUACAGUCAUAUCCUUUCACAAAAACAAGCACUUAAACUAGAAAUAAUAGCUCUAAUAUGAUUAUGCAACAGUUAAAGGAAAAAUCUGCCCUUUAAUCCUGUUAAUUUAAACUAUUUAAGAAUUUAUGUUCUUGUCUCAGAAUAACUGCCAGAAAAAAGGGGCCAAAUUGUUGUUGUCAGGGGCAUUUUAUCACAUUAUAUCAUUAUCAAAGUCAUGCUAUAAAAUCAAAACAUAAUCUGUAUUUAUUUCAUUCUUCAGUGUUUGUUUUUCUGGACCGAAUUUUGAACAGCUUCAUUAUCCAAGUUUAAAAUCUGCUGCCUCAUUGCUUUACGGUGCAUUCAGGGUUUCAAAAUGAGCCACAGAAAACACAUUUAAAACAAGCUUUUUUUUUCCAUUUUUAAAUCAUGUUACAUUUUUUCUCAGUUGACUCUAUAUGGCCUCCUCCUCCUCCUCUCGCUGUACAAAACUGAUGCCAAAAUAAACCCAAAAUACUCCUUACUUCACGCACUUAGAUCUGGAUCCAGAGUCUGAGGCUGUGGUUAACCAAAGCACAGUGCAGGAGCUAUAAACCAUAACCAUUAAAAUUUAAACAACGAUUAAUUUACAUGAAUGAUAUAUGAAAGUUGAACCUUUGACUGCCGAUGAAACUGUCCAGAAGAGAUCCCUUGAAGAGAAAUCUACAUGAUAAAAAUGGAGUGACAGGAACCACAUUUAUCUGACCUGUAUUUUGAUUUUAUAGUUUGACUCAUGUCCCAUCUUUUAACACAGAGCAGGUGAGCCUUAUGAAUUGUACUGCAGUCAGUCAGUCAGCAGGGGGAGCUCUAAAUGUUUUGGCUUCACUUAUGGCGUGCUGUCAUGGCGCCCAUUCUUUUUAUCUCACUGCACUCUCAUCUUCCUUGACAGUAUAAUGUAGAGUGUAAUAGAGGAAUAACACCACCAAGGGCUCAUCUUAGUGAAUUUAAUCCUAUGAUACAGGAGAAUGGAUGGAGUCAAAAACGUUGGUUAAUCUUGUGAAUUUACAGGAAAAAUUUCUGUGAAAAGAAAGUCUAAAUCAAACUAUUCUCCCAUUUCUGACCAAAACUGAAGACAAAUCCACAGAGGAGAGUUCUUGGAAGUAUAUGUUACAGAUCUUUACACUAAAAGUCGAGCUUUUUGUCUUUUUGUCAAAGCAUCAGCAGAUUUCCUGUUUUUGUUAAAUCUUUGCUACGCUCUGAUCUGGAGAAAGGUGCUAUUUUGUUCCUACAAUCCUCUGAAAAUUUUACUGCUUCAGGCUCUUUGGAUCAAAAUUCACUGACAGUUUUUUAUAUUCCUGAAAAAAAAACACUUUCCUGAUAUCAAACUGAACAUUCGAAGUAAUGCACAGCACUGAGAAGCCAAUAGUUUUUUAACUAUGAAGAAUUUGAAGAGGGUGGAUUUUUCCUUUGACCAGAGUGGGAAUACUGAGCACAUAAUCACUGAGGGUUGAUGUCAGAGCCUCCCUCCCAUCAGUACUGUAGAUUGUAGCACGGGCUAGCCUAGCACAGCAAUAGCACAGCAGCUCCUGAGCUCUGUGUAGGAAACUAUAUGCAACAGUUUGUCGUUUCUUUCUGCUUCUUUUUUCAACUUUUGUUUUUCAGCUGAUCUGAUGAUCAGGGCUGGAUUUAGUGAAGUUUCCAAACUGAGUCUCAGUAAGAGGAUUUUUCUUUUUUUUUCUUUUUUAUUAAACUCAGAGACCCACUGCCAAUUCUGCCACUGAGCACUCACUAAUGGUUGUGUAAGCCAUAGACACACUGACACAAAAACACACACACGCACACACGCUCAGGCCAGCUGCACCAAUCACAAUGAAUGAGAGCGAUUCAUGUGGCUUUACACUGAAACUUCACAGCACACCAGAUCCUCACAUUUCUAUAUCACCAGGAUCUAUCUUCACAUUUCUAUAUCACACUGCCGUUUAAAAUUUGCACUAAUAACACUGCCAUUUACAAUCUCAAGCUUUGAUUUUCAAGUGUCUGUAGCACAGAGUAGCUUUAGGUUUAUUUUUACACCAAAAAACAAAGAACAAUAAUCUCAAAAAUGUUUGUUUCACUUUGUAUGAUCAGUCUUUUCAAAACAUCAAGGUUGUGUUGGAGAGUUCCCGCUGAUAGAAACUCUCUGAAGUCUGAGCAGCUGCUUUAAAGACCCUGGAUUUAAAACUAACACAGAGCUGGUUUCCAAAUGCACCUUUGCACCAAAGUUGGAUGAGUCUCUUAAACUAGCAGACUCUACGCACUGGAUUACUGUUUUAUUGAGAGAAAGCAAUAAAGAUACCCUCUGAGAGUUUGACUGGUCCAACUUUAAAUCCAAAAUCAUCAGAACUGCAAAUUUAUUCUUGAAGAGGCAAAGAAAAUCAAUAUCUGUUUGUGUUUUAGGAGCUCAAGUCAAGAGGUUUUUGGGUGAUUUAGCUCAAAAAUAGCUUUUAGUCGUUAUUCAAUUGGGUUUCUAUCAGGUUACUGUGGCUACUAUCAACAAUUUCCAGGUUUAACCUGAGUGCCAACUUUGGCAAAUUUUGGGGCACAUCAAAGCUGCCAAAUCUGUAAUUCAUCCAAGCAAAGAAUAAGGACCGAUACCGAAUUUUCAGGACCAAUACCAAUACUAAUUCCUUGUAGUUCGUGAAACUGGCAACUUAUAUUUGGAACCAAUACAGAUUAUCAGCCAAAUGCCAAAAAUUGGCUCCAGUAAUUGGCCAAUAAAUCUGUUUACCUCUAAUGACUUGCAUUUCAUCAGCCCCCUUGUGUCAAAUUUGCUGCUCAGGCUCCGAUUAUAACAGAAAAUAUUAACGACUCCUUUCUCAAAGCGUCUUUUGGUACAACUUCAAGCUGAUUCAGACAUUUUUCUCUUCUUACAAUGGUAGCAACUUGUCAGCCAAUAAAGAGAACUGUCUACACACGGGACCAUAAUUUACAACAUUGACAUCUUUACAUGUUGGAGAAGACUUGAAACUUCAGAUUAAGAUCAUGAACUGAGUUUAGGGAGCACAAUCACCAGUGCAACCAGUGGAGCUGCCCCCCGCUGGCCACGAGGCAGAAUGCAGUUUUGAGGCAUUUCUCCAUCUAUCAAACUCAGAGGCAGCAUCCACUUUUGUUUUUUUCUUACAGACAGUCAACUGAUGUUUUUUUUGGUGUCUAUGUUGGAGAACUUCCAAACAAACUUGCUGUGGACGUCUAAAGUCACGUCUUGUUUAUUCAAUUCUUGUGCAGCGUUUUCUCGUCUUGUUUUGCAGUAGUUUUGUUUACAGAUGAUCUGCAGUCGAACUUUUAAGUAAACACACAGUUUAACUGACAACAAGCAGUGAGCGACAAAGAGCUGGAGUGACAAAGAGACUAAAGGGGAACGAGCCCCGCCUUCCACCGGAGGAUCAAACCUCACCCACGACUUUAGGAUUGUCCAAGCCAUGAGUUUCUGUUUUUAUUUAUUUCAUCUGUUUUAUGGAAUAAAUAACUGUAUAUCCUGA